Messenger RNA from Funneliformis geosporum, 1038 nucleotides. The record is from the annotation of a GenBank genome assembly. NCBI's taxonomy places the organism in Eukaryota, Fungi, Glomeromycota, Glomeromycetes, Glomerales, Glomeraceae.
AUGGACGCCAAAAUAAAUCAAAAAUACUGCGGGUCCAACCAAUGUAAAUUUCUAUUUGCUUAUCAUGUACCGGAACAAGAAACUUCGGCUAAUGCACAUUUCUUUACAUUUAUACAAUUGGCGGAAAUGCUAAACCGUACGAUCGUAUUAGUUAAUGUACAACAUUCAAGGUUGGAAUCCUGUAGAAAAUUUCCAUUCAAUUUUUAUUACAACGUAGACGCAAUCAUGAAAAUGUUUCCAAAUGUUAAAUUUAUUACGCAGCAAUCUUUCCUUGAUUGGACGCGAGAACAUGAUUUAAUAAUUAAUAAAACAACAUUUAAUAUUGGAUCAAAAUAUGCUUGGAAAGAAAGAAAUAAUAAUAGGUUAAUGAUCAAAAAUUUAACGAGAUCAUUUAAUUUAGAUGACGAAGUUUUAUUAAUCAGACAUCAGAUUCCCACACCCUUGUUUCCAUCAAAGGGCCAAGUUAUACCUUUACCUUAUGCUAACCAUCUCAUUGAAGCGGCAAACAAUGCCACCAAUCAAUUAAAACCUUUUAUAGCAAUUCAUUGGAGAAUGGAAACCAGUAAACCGGAAAUGAUGCCGAUUUGUGUUAAAAGUUUAAUCAAAUACAUCAACAAAUUGCAGAAGAAUAUUGGUAUUUAUAAAAUAUAUUUAGCGACAGAUUAUCCGUUAGUGAAUGCAAAAGCUCAAUCAUCAACAUUUCAUAUCAUAUCUGAACAACAUCAUGAUGCGAUUAAAUUAUUAAACAGCACAUUUACUUUAAAUACUUGGGUAUCAAUGAAAACAUUGGAUGUCCUUAUUAAUAAAUUUCCCGAAUAUAAAAAAGAAAUUAAUGAAGAAUUUAGAGGUUCUGGAUUACAAGGGAUAUUUGAUAAAUUAGUUAUGUCGAAUUCGAGUUAUUUUAUUUCUGGACCUAAAGGUUGUGGUUAUAUAACAUCGAAAUUUUCAAAAAAAAUUAGUGAAAUAAGAAGAUUAAUGCAAAGUAAAGACAAAAAUAUUUUGAAUGACAUUACACGUUGGCCUUUAGAUAAAGAUUAA